CCUCCUGUUUCCCACAAUGCUCAGCGGACAUCACCACCAAGAUGGCCGACGCUAUGGAGGAAUAUGAGAAAGAAGCUGGCUGCGUCCCCAUUCUCCAUCCCGAGGAAAUCAAACCCCAGAGUCAUUACAACCAAGGCUACAGUGAGAAUGUCAGUCGUAAAAACCAUGUGGACGACUACAGCACCUGGGACAUUGUCAAAGCCACACAGUACGGCAUCUUCGAGCGGUGCAGGGAGUUGGUGGAGGCGGGCUUCGACGUUCGGCAGCCUGACAAAGAAAAUGUUACCCUCCUCCACUGGGCCGCCAUAAACAACAGGAUAGACUUGGUCAAAUACUACAUAUCAAAGGGAGGCUUAGUUGACCAACUGGGAGGAGACCUGAACUCCACACCUCUGCACUGGGCCACCAGACAAGGCCAUCUAUCCAUGGUGGUGCAGCUCAUGAAAUAUGGCGCCGACCCAUCUUUGAUUGACGGCGAGGGCUGCAGCUGUGUCCACCUGGCAGCCCAGUUCGGCCACACCUCCAUCGUAGCCUACCUUAUCGCCAAGGGAGCGGACGUGGAUAUGAUGGAUCAGAACGGCAUGACUCCUCUGAUGUGGGCGGCUUACAGGACACACAGUGUGGAUCCCACCCGGCUGCUACUAACCUUCAACGUUUCUGUCAACCUUGGGGACAAAUAUCACAAGAACACAGCGCUGCACUGGGCAGUGCUGGCCGGCAACACCACUGUCAUCAGCCUGCUAUUGGAUGCCAACGCUAACGUUGAUGCACAGAACAUCAAGGGGGAAACGCCGCUUGAUCUUGCCAAGCAAAGGAAGAACGUCUGGAUGAUCAAUCACCUACAGGAAGCGCGGCAGGCAAAAGGCUACGACAGCCCGUCCUACCUAAAGAGGCUGAAGAUGGACAAGGAGUUCAGGCAGAAGGUGAUGCUGGGAACGCCCUUCUUGGUCAUCUGGCUAGUCGGUUUCAUUGCUGACCUGGAUAUCGACUCGUGGCUGAUCAAAGCCCUCAUGUACGCCGGUGUCUGGAUCUCCGUGCAGUUCCUCUCCAAGGCUUUCUUCGACCACUCCAUGCACAGCGCCCUGCCUCUGGGAAUCUACCUGGCCACCAAGUUCUGGAUGUACACCACCUGGUUCUACUGGUUCUGGAAUGAUCUACCUUUUGCCACUGUCCAUCUGCCCUUCCUGAUAAACACCCUGUUUCUGUUCUACAACUUUGGAAAGUCUUGGAAGUCGGACCCAGGAAUCAUAAAAGCGUCAGAGGAGCAGAAGAAAAAGACGAUCGUGGAGCUGGCGGAGACAGGCAGCCUGGAUCUGAGCAUAUUCUGCAGCACCUGCUUGAUACGGAAGCCUAUCAGGUCCAAACACUGCGCCGUUUGCAACCGCUGCAUCGCCAAGUUCGACCACCACUGCCCUUGGGUGGGGAACUGUGUCGGAAGUGGGAAUCACCGCUACUUCAUGGGUUACCUGUUCUUCCUGCUCUGCAUGAUCUGCUGGAUGAUAUACGGCUGCAUCUCCUACUGGAGGAUCCACUGUGCCACCAAUUACGCCAAGGAUGGCUUCUGGCUCUAUCUGACCCAGAUCGCCUCCUGCUCCCCCUGGAUGUUCUGGAUGUUCCUCAACAGCAUCUUCCACUUCAUGUGGGUGGCGGUGCUCAUCAUGUGUCAGCUCUACCAGAUCGCUGCUCUGGGAAUCACCACCAACGAGAGGAUGAACGCUCGGAGAUACAAGCACUUUAAAGUCACCGCCACGUCCAUCGAAAGCCCAUUCAACCACGGGUGCAUCCGGAACCUAAUAGAUUUCUUCGAGAUCCGCUGCUGUGGUCUGAUCCGGCCCGUGGCGGUGGACUGGACCACGCAGUACACAAUAGAAUACGACCAGACGUCUGGCUCGGGCUACCAGCUUGUGUAGACAGAGGAAGAGGACGAUGCCGAAGAGGAAGGAGGCGAUGGGGGGGGGGCAGGUGGAAGUUGAGUGCGGCUGGACGGAUGAAUAGUUUUGAAGGAUUGCUCCCCCCCUCCUCUUCCCAUCCCCACCCUCACAGUUGCGAUUAUAUCGAAGUGAUGCUGUUCUCGGGAGCGCUUGCUUUUUUUUUUGGACCAUCUCUCCCUCACCGAUCAAAACACUUUGGGGAAAAAGAAAAAAAAUAAUCAGCCAGGACUCGCAUGCUGUUACAGGGCAACACCACAGCCACACCCCGCUCUCUCUCUGCCCGCACCACCACCGUUACUACUAUUAAUACUACUACUACUAUUCUACAACAUCAGAUGUCUUUACCGUACCUUCACCGCUAUCCAGCGCCCCUCCGCUUCGCCUCCCCUCCCGAAGCCCUUUGGACGGUGUGAUGCUGCCAGGCACGAGCGGAGGGGAGGGAGGAAGACGGACGUGAGGAAUUACAAAAUAAAAGCUCUUCUAUUUGUACUGGAGAUGCGAUGCCGCAGAGACAGCAGCGCCACGAAGUGGCAGUUUCGCUCUUUCCCCCCUCCUUUCCCACUUUAAACCCUUAUUUAUCGUGUCCCUGUUGAUGUGCCCUGUAUGUAUUUCCGGUUUUUGAUUGGUUCGGGAACCCUGGCGUUCCUGUGAGAAUUAACUGUGGUGGCUAAAGUAAAGUUGCUCUUGUUUUUUGUUUUGUUUUUUAAAUCAUGUAUUUGUUCCUCAGUAUGAUAGAGAUAAGGGAAUGUCUUUUUAACGGCUUGAUUUUUGCACCGUGAUGAUUUGUGCGUGGAGCUGAUGAGGAUUUGCCAACAUUGUUGAUCUUAUCAGAGGAAAGCGUUGGGUUACAGGCGGAGCCGCUGGAGGAGCCCCACUUCUCACCUGCUCAAACAAAGCUGCAUCCGCUGGAGACAAAACUUUAGAAGAUAUAGGAUUUCUUUUGCUAUUAAAUAAUCUGGAGACAGUUGUUAUGCAGUAUUAGAGCAGGAUUAAAUGCAAGAACUGGGACUUCUCCAGCUGAAAGUCCCUGUAAAGUGACAGAAGAUAUCCUACAAACAAUGUGAUACAGGUAUAUUUAUUUUAAAACUAUUUAUAGAUAAAGUAACUAUCCUCUAGCCUCCAUCGUUUUUACAUUUCACAUUAUUUUAGCUGAAUAGGUUUUUAUGAGAAGAAUUAUUAAAGAAGUACCUGUGGCUGUUGAUCAUGGAAACUCCACAGGCAGGUACAGCGAGUGUAUUUAUUAACAGCAGAGACGAGGAAAAAGGAGAGAGCAGCAGAAAGAUGGACGAGUUUAUGUAAAUGGUUCAUUCCAUGUGUUUUUCUCAAGAUGCUGUAAAGUCUUAUUUGUUUUGGUGUUUUUUUGUCUACCUACAACAUUGCACUGAUUUUAUUUUUUAUUUUUUAGUUGUUUGUUUUUUUGUUGCCGUUACUGAACAGAAAGGCCCAGCAGCUCCCUUUGUUUACAGUGAGGAAGACAAGGGGUCCAACAGACAUGGCCGCCCUCGCAACACUUCCUGUCUGGACCCCCGCGCAGUCGGCUCCUCAACAUCAGCAGCAGCAGGAUGGACUGAAGUGUAAAGAAUGUGCAUCUGUACAUAAAUGAAAUCUUUUUUCUUUUUUUCCCGUCAGUUAGUUGAGGGUGCCCCUGGAUUUUUUUUUUUUUUUCAGUUCGGGGUAUUUCUUCCAACUAAACAGAAAGAAAGAAAACGAAGUGACUGUACUCCAAGUGUAUGACUGUAGCUUUUAGUGAUGUCUGACACUGCUGUCUAUAGGCAUUUUAACCCCUAAGUCCCCUUAAAUUUCCACUGCAUGUACGAUGCUUGGGACAGCUGGGCUCUCGCUGCUCCCCCCCCCCUUCCCCGCUGUGUCAAUCCGACCCCAUUGUCAUCACCAUGGUGACAGCCCGGCAAGCCACGUGUCUGUAUAUAGUGAAUGUGAAGUAUUUGCAAGUACUUUUCUGCGUUUCAUCCAUUUUUCCGUUGUUUUUUUGCUUUUCCUUUUCUUUCUCUCAAAUCCAGUGUGUUUAGUGGAAGUCGUCUUUCAGGGCGGCCAGAUCUCCAGUCAGGCCCUCCUGUGCAAGUGUGUAAUAUAUUUGAAUGUUCCAUGCUUGUGGACUCUGUAGUCAUCCUAAAAGUUUUUUUUAUUGUCAUAUUUUGCUGGGUCUGUUAUACCACUGGAUGUACAAAUUGUAAAGCAAAGACACUAGAGAACUAAGGCAGACGCCAUUUUUUGGGGGUUUGUUUUCUAAAAGCUGAAAUGUGACCAUGCAAUAGUUUUAAGGAUAGAGGGAGGUUAUAUUAUAUUAAGGCUUCCCAAACUUUUUGGGCCUCAUGUUUGCAUCAUCAGAAGGGGACAGUGUGUGUUUGUGUGUGUGUGUGUCAUCAUUUCACUCCCACCACCAUACAAACCACUGCCCGACAAAGACGCCACGCAGCAGCCGCAGCUCGUGAGCUUUAAAAGGUCCGACAUCACGAGCCGGCUGUUCAGAUCUCAUAUCAGCGGAACAUGCUCCCAGGAAUUAGCCACUCGUGUGUUCUGAUGAUGCCUUUUCAAGUGACAGGAGGUAAAUGGUGUUUUCUAAAUAGGUCAACAUCCAAACCCCCCCCCCCCACCCCCACCCCACUCAUCAACAACUCAAAGCCAUUUCAGUCCUCACUAGUUCUUCCAGCAAACCCGUCCCUUCCACCCUCUCGCCUCAUCAUGUGGAAUAAAGAAAGAGAAAAGGAAAAAAAAAAGAUAAAGCACAUAAUCAUCUCCAGUGCCUCUCUGCCCACCUUCAGACAUCACUGUAACUCCGCUUCAGAUGUAAACAUAUGGGCAUGGUUCAGUUUUAAUGGCUUUAAUAAUAAAAUACAGUCAAAUGUGAAA
This is a messenger RNA of Pleuronectes platessa (European plaice), 4799 nucleotides long. It is a transcript of the gene zdhhc17, whose product is annotated as zinc finger DHHC-type palmitoyltransferase 17. Gene Ontology annotation, biological process: protein palmitoylation. The transcript is spliced from 17 exons. Bases 42 to 1910 code for a protein of 622 amino acids. The record is from RefSeq and is a predicted model, not a curated record. Gene Ontology annotation, cellular component: Golgi membrane. NCBI's taxonomy places the organism in Eukaryota, Metazoa, Chordata, Actinopteri, Pleuronectiformes, Pleuronectidae. Gene Ontology annotation, molecular function: palmitoyltransferase activity; protein binding.